AUGAUGAUGCCAGCCCACUUCCUGCUGCUACUGCUGCUGCUCCUAGCGACCCCCAACGCAGGCCUCUCCCAUAAGUUCUGCAAACCCGAGUCUAUCUUCAGCUGCAUCAACACAGGCCUGUCUGAAGUCAAGAAGAACCAGCUGGAGGAUGAAACCUUACUGAGUAGGAGAAGCUUCCACUACCUGACUAGUCAAGAUCCAUCUUCAGGUACAGAGGAAGAGGAAAACCAGGACAAGGAGAAAAGGACCUUCCUGGCCUCUGGGGGUGGAAGUGUCGCUGGAAGCACCCGGUACAAAUCCCUGCCCCUAGCCCAGCCCCAGGGGAAGCUGUACCAGGACAAGGCCAAGAGUGACCGGCGCACCAAAUUCACUCUAUCCCUCGACGUCCCCACUAAUAUCAUGAACAUCCUCUUCAACAUCGCCAAGGCCAAAAACUUGCGAGCCAAGGCAGCAGCCAACGCCCACCUGAUGGCGCAGAUUGGGCGGAAGAAGUAG
Molecule: messenger RNA, 495 nt
Organism: Echinops telfairi (small Madagascar hedgehog)
Lineage: Eukaryota; Metazoa; Chordata; Mammalia; Afrosoricida; Tenrecidae
Gene: UCN3
Product: urocortin 3
Exons: 1
Coding region: 1-495 (164 amino acids)
Biological process (GO): cellular response to nutrient levels; hormone-mediated signaling pathway; adenylate cyclase-activating G protein-coupled receptor signaling pathway
Cellular component (GO): extracellular region
Molecular function (GO): corticotropin-releasing hormone receptor 2 binding; hormone activity
Source: RefSeq, a predicted model, not a curated record